Molecule: messenger RNA, 1336 nt
Organism: Tachysurus fulvidraco (yellow catfish)
Lineage: Eukaryota; Metazoa; Chordata; Actinopteri; Siluriformes; Bagridae
Gene: fibina
Product: fin bud initiation factor a
Exons: 1
Coding region: 108-731 (207 amino acids)
Source: RefSeq, a predicted model, not a curated record
UGUGUGUAACAUGAGCAGGAUAAUGGGAGUGAAAAGGCACUGUGGUUCACUGCUCUUCCACACAACGCCAUCACUCCCUGCUUUGCGCGCAGCUAAGAGUGGCAAAGAUGCUGCCUAUUUCCCAACUGCUGUCUUUAGCCAUGCUUUCAUUUCCCGUUUAUAACGCGGUGUACACGGGUCCUCUACAGGCUGAGAUAUCAAACGGCAGCUUUCACCACUUCUUCGUUCCCGACGGCGACUACGAUGACACCGAGGACCCGGAGAGAUGCCAGAUGCUGUUUAAGUGGCUGGACCCGUCGCCGUGUUUAGCGGAAGAGGAGCGGGACUCGGUUAUCCGCGACGACUUUAUCAGCGUCAAGCAACAAGUCGAGGACUCGGCACGAGUUCUGGAGAGUCUCGAGAGAAGUAUCUCAUACGAUCUGGAUGGAGAGGAAACGUACAGCAAGUACCUAAGGAAAGAGAUAGAUCAAAUCACUGAGGCUUUUUCCGGCGUUGAGAAAUCACUCAUCGAGCUCGAGGUGAAAUUCAAGCAAGGUCAAGAUUCAGAGCAGAAAGAGGAGCUGGAGUUUACUAAAACCCUGAUGAACCCCAUGCAGAGUGUGAGGAGCUCCCUGCAGGAGACAGUGGACAUCUCCUCCGGCCUCAAGGACAAACACGAGCUCAUCUCUCUCAUCAUCCGUAGCCAUGGCACCAGGUUAAACCGACUUAAAAACGAGUACUUGAACAUUUAGUGGUCUAAGAAAACUGAUUAUUUAAGCUGUUUUAGACUCUAAAUGGUUUGAAGCAUUGGUGUAUCCUUCUUAAAACCUUAACUCACAUAGGUACAUGAAAAGAUAUGGGCUGGAAAGAUGUUUCUGAAGACUCCUCAGGAAAACAAUGCACCUGAACAUUGUAAAUCAUUUUCAGUUACUAUGUAAACAGCAUCAUGAACUGUUUGUACUAAAUGACACUAUGGCACACACUACAGCCACACUGACUUCUGAAUUAUUGAGUAAUUUCCAUUUAAAAUAUGUUUACUUCUUAUACUUUUGUGAUUUCUUCAUGCUUAUAGCACGUCUAAUUCAUAAGCCCUUACGAAACUUUACGAGACAAAACCUGCCAUUAUUUUGUUUUGUCCACACAGUUUUGUCCAAUUCAUAUUUCAAAUGUGUUUAUAUAACCCAAGGAGGUCAGUAGGGAUUUUUCCCCCCAGAUUGAUUGAAGCCUAAACUAAGAGCAGAACUGGUGGUGCUCAGGAAGCUGGUGCAGAGAGAAGCUAUUUCCUCUGCCAUAUAGAAGUGUGUGUACCUUCUCCCCUUACAACACAUGGAAGAAUGAUUAAACUGAGUAAUGUAAA